CGCGCGCCCGCCCGCCCGCCCUCACAGCCCGGCCAUGGCCUGCUACAUCUACCAGCUGCCCUCCUGGGUGCUGGACGACCUGUGCCGCAACAUGGACACGCUGAGCGAGUGGGACUGGAUGCAGUUCGCCUCCUAUGUGAUCACAGACCUGACCCAGCUGCGGAAGAUCAAGUCCAUGGAGCGGGCUCACGGCGUGAGCAUCACGCGUGAGCUGCUGUGGUGGUGGGGCAUGCGGCAGGCCACCGUCCAGCAGCUGCUGGACCUCCUGUGCCACCUGGAGCUCUACCGCGCUGCCCAGAUCAUCCUCAACUGGAAACCAGUUCCUGAAAUCAAGUCUUCCACCCCAGACUUCCUGGAUGCUGCGAAGCCAGGAAAGCCUUUGGCAGCUUCUGUAAGAAAUGCCGAGGAUGAACGAGAAACAGAGCAGUCCCCGAGGCCAGCCACCUUUCCAGGCCCAGGGCCUGCUCCAGCCAGAGCCGGCCUCCCCGGCCCUCCUGAAGAUGCCUCUCCUUCCUUAAAAACUGACCCACCUGCCUCACCUGAUUCAAAGGAUUUUAGCACCUCCGUUCCUAAGCAGGAGACACUUUCGAGCCUGGCUGGAGACAGCCUAUUUUGGAGCGAGGUGGAUGUGGUCCAGGCAACUGAUAACUUCAACCCAAAUCACAAAAUCAGCGAGGGGACCUUUGCUGACGUCUACAGAGGGCAAAGACUCGGCAUGCCAUUUGUCUUCAAGAAGCUCAGAGAGAUGGCCUGUUCAGUUCCAGCAUCAAUUGAAAAAUUCUUGCAGGCAGAGAUACAAAUUUGUCGUAGAUGCUGCCACCCCAAUGUCUUACCUCUGCUGGGCUUCUGCACUGGAAAACAGUUUAACAGCUUGAUUUACCCAUACAUGGCAAAUGGUUCUUUACAGGACAGACUCCAGGGUCAGGGUGGCUCCGACCCCCUCCCCUGGCCCCAGCGCAUCAGCAUCUGCUCAGGGCUGCUUCAUGCCGUGGAGCACCUGCACGGCCUGGAGAUCAUCCACGGCAACAUCAAGAGCUCCAAUGUUUUGCUAGACCAGAACUUCACCCCCAAACUGGCUCAUUCCAUGGCUCACCUGUGUCCUGUCAACAAAAGGUCAAAAUACACCAUGAUGAAGACCCACCUUUUCCAGGCCUCUGCUGCAUAUCUUCCAGAAGAUUUCAUCAGAGUGGGGCAGCUGACAAAGCGUGUGGACAUAUUCAGCUGUGGAAUAGUGUUAGCCGAGGUCCUCACUGGCAUCCCUGCGGUGGAUAGCGACCGGAGCCCAGUUUACUUGAAGGAUUUACUCCUCAGUGAAAUUCCCAGCAGCACCACAUUGCUCUGCUCCAGGAAGACGGGUGUGGAGAAAGCGAUGGCCAAGGAGAUCUGCCAGAAAUACCUGGAGAAGAGAGCAGGGAGGCUGCCGGAGGCCUGCGCCGAGGCCUUGGCCACGGCCGCCUGCCUGUGCCUGCGGAGGCGCAAUGCCAGCCUGACAGAGGUAUGUGGCUCUGUGGCCGCUGUGGAAGAGCAGCUGCGAGGUCAGGAGAUGUCACUUCCUUGGAGUGGGCUUUCCGAGGGCACAGGCUCUUCCUCCAACACCCCGGAAGAGACGGACGACGUGGACAAUUCCAGCUUCGAAGCCUCCUGCUGCGUGAGGGCGGCACCCUGGGCUGGGGCUACCGCUUUGCCUCCCCCCGCAGUGGAGGGAGAAGGCAAGCCGCUGGCUGGUGGGGCAGUGGAAGCUGACUCCUCUUCUGAGGCCCGCGCCAGUGCAGAGCCGCCCCAGGAUGCUACAGAGACUUCGUGGAAAGUCGAGAUCAAUGAGGCCAAAAGGAAACUGAUGGAGAAUAUCCUGCUCUACAAAGAAGAGAAACUGGAUAGCAUUGAGCUUUUUGGCCCCUGAUGACUCAAACACAGCUGAGGACACUUGUCCUCCGUUGGAAAGAUGAACAUCAAAUCAAGAAAAAGAUCUCAGGAAAAAUCAAGAUCUCCCAGGAAACACCAAACACAGCUUCCCUUGGGUGGGGGCAGAGACACUUCCAUGUUACCAGAGUGAAUUAGGGGAGACGGGACCUCAGCUUUCAGAGACACAAAAAUCCAUGAAGUCCUCUUCCUUUCUGGGAUUUGUCAGUCAUAGCUCUGGGUUAUCAGGAGGCUGAAGCGGAAACCCUGGUACAUGAGCCCAGGAUGUGGGCGAUCUUGUGGUUCCAGGGAGCGUGAGCACCCCAGCAGAUGCUCCUGCUUGGCUUUCACCCUUGACAACUGACUGAAGGUUCUGAGUGCCGAUGGCACUUUCCAAAGCUAAGAUCUCUGGGCAAUAUCUGCCACCAACCGCCUGCAAACUUCCACGACCUGAAAGACUUUCAACUUGUGUCCCAUUUCGGUUCUUUACUCCCUCCUCAAGUUCUCAAGUUUUACAAGUGCCAGACAUCUGGCAGAAUGCCUUGGGGGUUUUUUGCUUUCUGUUUAGGAAAUCUUGCAACCCUCAGAUAUUUAUUUAAUGUCCACUCUGCACCUUUAUUGUCCCAUCCCACUAACGCUAAUAUUUUUAAUGGAGCUUUUCUUUAGAGAAUAUGCAUUAUUUAUGACUGGUUGAAGAACCAGGAGAACUAGUUUCAUGUUUGAUCCUGCUGCUAAUUAAGUCAAUCAUUUAAUUUCUGGAACCUCAGUUUCCUUGUAAGUAACUUGAGUUCAUGCUCCCUUCCUGGGCUGUGGGGAAGAAACGGGUGAGACAUGGUUUCAGAAGUACUUUGAAAAUGCACUUGUCCUAUUAUAUUAAAUAAAUUUUUAAAAA
Messenger RNA from Hippopotamus amphibius kiboko, 2791 nucleotides. RefSeq names its product interleukin 1 receptor associated kinase 2 (gene IRAK2). Bases 35 to 1900 code for a protein of 621 amino acids. The record is from RefSeq and is a predicted model, not a curated record. NCBI's taxonomy places the organism in Eukaryota, Metazoa, Chordata, Mammalia, Artiodactyla, Hippopotamidae. Gene Ontology annotation, biological process: protein phosphorylation; interleukin-1-mediated signaling pathway; intracellular signal transduction. Gene Ontology annotation, molecular function: protein binding; protein kinase activity; ATP binding. Gene Ontology annotation, cellular component: nucleus; cytoplasm; plasma membrane. The transcript has 13 exons.